AUGUACAAAGUGUCCAGACAUCAGUACCCAAAUAGUGAUCGAGAUCGUUGCCUCUCAAAGGCUGUGAGCUUUUUGUCCUAUGAAGAUCCUCUGGGGAUGGUCCUUGCCUGCACUGCCCUUUGUCUGUCUAUCCUCACAGCUGUAGUUCUUGGCGUCUUUGUGCAGUACAGGGACUCCUCCAUAGUCAAAGCUAAUCACCGGGCUCUCAGCUGCAUCCUGCUCAUCUCCCUCAUCCUGUGCUUCCUCUGCUCUUUCCCCUUCAUUGGCCAUCCCAACACUGCCACCUGCAUCCUCCAACAGAUGACAUUUGGAGUCAUGUUCACUGUGGCUAUUUCCACCAUUUGGGCUAAAACCAUCGCUGUAGUCCUGGCUUUCAAGGUCACAACCCCAGGGAGAAAGAUGAGGCAGUGGUUGCUUUCAGGGGCACCCAAUUUGAUCAUUCCCAUCUGCUCAUUGAUUCAAGUGACUCUCUGUGCUGUCUGGUUGGGAACCUCUCCCCCUUCCGUUGACAUGGAUAUACAUUCAGAGCCUACCCUCCUAAUCAUUGUGUGCAAUAUGGGCUCUGCUGUCAUCUUCACCUUGGCCUUCCUGGCCAGAAGCCUGCCUGACACUUUCAAUGAAGCCAAGUUCCUGACAUUCAGCAUGUUGGUGUUCUGUGGUGUCUUGAUCACCUUCCUCCUUGUGUAUAAUAGCACCAAGGGGAAGGUCAUGGUGGCUGUGGAGAUCUGUCCCAUCUUGGCUUCCAGUGCUGGGUUACUAGGAUGCGUCUUUGCCUCCAGGUGCUAUAAUAUUCUCCUUAAGCAAGACAGGAAUACCCUGCCAAGAUUAAGGGGUAAAACAAACUCUGGGGAAAAAUAA
Messenger RNA from Lipotes vexillifer (Yangtze River dolphin), 858 nucleotides. The record is from RefSeq and is a predicted model, not a curated record. Lineage: Eukaryota; Metazoa; Chordata; Mammalia; Artiodactyla; Lipotidae.